Messenger RNA from Panicum hallii, 3023 nucleotides. RefSeq lists its product as uncharacterized. The record is from RefSeq and is a predicted model, not a curated record. The transcript is spliced from 4 exons. NCBI's taxonomy places the organism in Eukaryota, Viridiplantae, Streptophyta, Magnoliopsida, Poales, Poaceae. Bases 1 to 1416 code for a protein of 471 amino acids.
AUGAAGAUCCGGCUCAAGGCAACCCGAUUAGGCCGCCGCAACAAGAGAUCUGAGCCUAAUCGCCCAGCCAUCACACACCACGGUCUUCGAAAAUACAGAAGACAACUUCAAAAGAAAAAAAAGAAGAGAGUAGGCAAACGAACGAGCCCGGGGUUGGGGAAAGGCGGACAAAACUCACCGGAAAGGGGAAGCACAGGCUGCGGUCUGCGGCGAGGCUACUGCUAUCGCGCGCGCGUGCAGUGCAGGCCGCCGCCUCGAGUCGAGGUGCAAGGGGAGGAGGGGAAACCUGCCGUGGCCCGAGCCCACCCGUUAUUUUAUCUCUCCUACUUUAAACAUUCGGGAUGCUUCUUCGUACGUCAUUCCGCCACCCCCAUUUCUCAAGCGUCGGAUCGAGAGGAAACGGCUGUGAUCGUCAAACAACGUCGAUUUUAUAAAAAGGCCCUCAAAACUUGCCGAACUAAAGCCGCAGUCCACUCCCUCCCUACCACCGGAAGAAAAAAAAAAAAGCUACCCGCCCACCCGCCGCCCGCUCGCGCCGCCGCCUCGCCCUCGCGGGCCGCUCGCCGCCCCGCCCUCGCCGGCCGUUCGCCCCAUUCCGCUGCUUGGAACUCCGCUCGGGCCGCUCGCACCGCAGCCGCUGCCACCACACCUCCCGUGUCCAUCGUCCCCUCUCGACCGUCUCACCUUCCACAGGGGCGCUCCUCGACGCCCUCGACCUCCUCGCCGUGCUUGCCCUCACCGAGGGCAUCGGGCGCGGGGUCGCUCCGGUUUCUUAGCCUCCUGAAGCAGUUGGAGUUGGAUCCUGACGAACCACCGUUCGAGCUUAACGAGUGUGACUGGGCGUGUCCGGCAGGCGGCGGCCAAGACGGGUGGGCCGUCCCUCCGGUGCUCAAGGCGUUGCCGCCGCGAGCACACUGUGCCGUGGGGCUUCGGGCUGUCGUGCCUCCUCGCCGAGGGCGACGGCGAGCCGGCGACCAACGGGCGGGGAUGGUCGUGCCCGUGAGGGUGGUGGCGCUGGGAGCAGGCAUCCCGGUCCACAUCUGGAUCCGCCCUUCCCACCCCUGGAUUCGGCUGUGUGCUCGAGCUUCACGCGUCCCCAUGCCGGAGCCCGCUGCCAUCGCGAGCACCUCAGGCCCGAGCUCGCCCCACCUGACCUCCCGGCGUCUGCUCGAUCUGGCCGGUACAUGCAGUGCGCGUGCGCUCCUGCCUAGGGGCUGGGCUCUCAUGUGCGGCAUUGGUCCGGAAAGAGGCCGAUGGCGCUUGGAUUUGAAGAGGAAGAAAUCGAGCAGCACUGUUGCUUGGCCGAGAGGAGCAAAGGAGACUAGGAGAGUGAAGGAGGGAUUGAGGGAGACUGCUCGGUGGUGGAUGUGCAGAGAAAGAGAGGAGAGGUUAGCAGCGAGAGAAGCAGACUACUGACUGACCGAGAGAAGCAGACUGCAAAUUGCUACUGGUGAUUGGAUCGGAGGUGCUCGUUUAAUUUGUUGCAUCUCGGUGGAAGGAACUGAAGAGAGAGUAGAGAGAUUGGUGCUUGGAUUGAGCUGCAGGCUUCUGACCGAGAGAAGACAAUGAUUGAUCGGUUGAAGAACACACAACAGGAUCAAUGAAACAGAUGGACAAGAAUAUCUAAAAUGAGGAUAUCUCAGGAUAAGAUGCACGAUGCAAUAUCUGAACUAUAGCUGCUGGUUGCUCUGAUGGAAAUUCAACCACCACUCUUCGAUUAUAUCUGCAGUAAUCAGAUUGGCAGAACCAUUUUUUUAUGGGAAGUCUGAACUUUCAUUGACCAUUGGCUCUUUCAAUUUAUAUUUGCAGUAUGUUAGAUCAGAUUGACCGCUUCCAUGAUGUGGAUCUAUGGUUGUUUUAUUAUUUGAUUUGGGGCUGGAUCGGUAGAUCAAUGAGCAUGUGCUGCUCAAUCUGGUUCUUGGUUUAUGAACCUGUUGCUAUUGGGAUUUACAUUGACACAGUAUUAGGUAGCUCACCGUUAAUUCAUUGGCAUUGAGGUAAGUCUAUUCCCUGAUCCAUUAUGUGCCCAUUUCAAUCACAACAACUGUUCUCAGAUUCAUAUUUCUUAUCUUCUCUGUCGUGAUGCAUGAUAGUUUCAUGGUUCAUCAGUUUUUCAUGAGCAACAAAGUGCCUUUCUGAAUAAAGUGCUUGAUAGUUCAGGGUUCAGGCUUUAGUGAAGUGCUUGAUAAUUCACAUUAACAUGUCAUGUUAUAUUCCAAUAGUUGAGUAAGAUGAAGGUAUCUGCUACACUCAUCCACAGAAAUUUCUAGGUGUUUAUUUGCAUUUGUGAUAAUUCACAUUAACUUAUGGGAAAUUCAGGAUUGGGGUUCUUUUCCUAUACUGAAGUAGGGACUCGUUAACUACAUUUGUGAUGUGAUUUUUAUGCUCCCUAUGCUAUCAGCCUUUCUAUCAGCAAAUGGAUUGGUUCUAUUCUUACUAAAUCUAUUUACAGUGUCCGUGUAAAAAAAUUACUCCCCACAGAUUUUGCCAGGAAGGGCGUAUUCAGUCAUGCAUUGAUGUUUGAUGAGGGCACAUUGUCUGUGAUCAUGUCAUGGAGUAGCCAGUUUGGCAGAUUUGGUGAAUUUCAUCUGCGUGAGAAUGGGAUGGAUCUGACGGGUGGGUCCUGAGGGCUUUCCUUUGGCGCCCGGCACCGUGAGGUCUCAGAAUUCCGUAUGAAGGCCCUGUUUGGAUCCCUUUCGAGGUGAUUGGUUGGUUGUACCUGAAUUGAGCCAGGGCUGUGGCACGCAGGCUGCGGCUGUUUGGUUGCUUGCAGCCAGAGCUUGGCCCGGCGCAUGCAAAAAGCACCAGCCUGCCCGGCUCAGCGGAAACGCAAAUGAAGUCUAUUUCCGGCGAGCCAGGCUCGCUGGAUGCCUGGGGCUAUGAACUAAUGAUGGUAUUAAGAAAAAUAUUAGUUUAUAUUAACUGGUAUUAGUAUUUUACAAAGUGAUUAAGAUUUAUUGAUGUAAACUAAGAACUAUUAAAACAUACUUAAAUAAAAUAAAUAUUAUAAUAACACUUGUUUA